CGCGUGGAACGCACGCGCAGCACUUAGGUGUGUCGCCCGCGCGCUGUUUGAAGUGGUUUGUUUUAGCAUCUGGAGGCUGUUCGCUGCAUUGAUGUCACGAGGUGUUUCCAAAGAAUAGCCCGUUUUUCCGAGGAGAAGCCUUGAACGGCGAUGGAUGCGUGAGACGGGCGACAAUGGAAGAGGAAGGACAAAUUAACUUCAAAGCACUGAGGGCUAAAUUUCAGGAAGAGGCUCUCCUGGCUCGUUCAAAAAACAACCGACCAGCUGUUGCUGAGAAACCCAAACUCCUUCAGCCUUAUUUAGGGCAUUGCAGCUCUGUGGACAGUGGGAUUGCCACGGCUGUGGAAACCCAGACCCCUGAGAGUCCCCAUGUCCUCUUCAGGGAUGGGCAUCGGUCAUCUGGAGGUAAACGCCCGAUAUCCUUUCCUCCUCACUCUAAGCAGACCUCUCCCUCACCUAAGCUUGCAAAUGGAGAUGGCUCUGCAAAGCAUUCCCUCAAAGACCGACACAUGCCUUUAGUGCUCCCUGUCCCGCCCGUUAAAGAUCAUAGAGCGGACGUGCCUGGUGGAAAUGAGCACAAGCAAGCUUCGGGGACGGGAAAAGAAGUCUUCCCACACACUAAAAUGAAGAAAAAGGGUUUGCUACUUCCUUUCAAAUCAGCUAAAGGCUCAAAAUACAGCGCUGACAAUGGAGAGGAGCCCCCAUGUGGCGAUUUACCCAUCAGGCCCAGCAGUGCUCUUAGUGACUCCUGCUCGAUGGAAAAGCAAAGCGUUGAAGAACGCGCUUCCCUCCAGAGUGACCAGUCCAUCUCUGAGUACCUUGCAUCCAGUCCUGAGUUCUCAGUCACCCCUCCUCCACCAGAAACCUACCCUGACUCUGACAACAGGAUUCUGAGCACGCUGGAGAAGGCCAAAAGAAAGCUCUCGCGGCGACAGGUCAUGAUUCCAACUAAACCCAAAGGUCUGCCUUCGCCUGACUACCCCUGCAGAGAGAAGACCUUCCCUUCGUCUCCAAAGUACCCAGACAGCGUCGGCUCGGCCGGCCGAGCACCUCCACCCACGUGCCUUCCACACUUGGCCUGUAUUUCUGCUCGGCCUUUCGUCAAAGCCAACAACUCUGCGCGCAAGCCCGCUUUUGCCGGACAGCUGCGAGUGAGGCCAGUCGAACCUUUUUCACCUCGGGUUCCCUUAAAGAAACCGCUACCUGAGCUGUGGACACUUGGACCGGUUCCAGUAAAGCCCCCCAGACCUCCAACAGUUGAUCUUAGCUCUUACUGUGCAACCCUAGUUAAAGAAGUAUCACCUGGUUGGUGCCAAACGCCAAGAAGGUUGGAGGUCUCUGCGCUGCAUGCCCCUGAUUUUCCAGAUUUUGAGAUUUCGGAGCUAGAAACAGCAGAGGGGGAACCCGUUGACAUUGCCGCAUUAGAAACCGGAGCUUUAGACGUAGUCGUCGGUAAGCUUUCGACACCCAUCAAAUCCGAGGUCACUGAUUACGAGGCCCCGGGUUCUGCCUCGUUGGUUGGUGAUCCUGCCGAAUCCAAAAGGAGCCCUGUUGUCCAAGAUCUAAACCUCGGCAGCCCACACAUAAUACCCCUUGAUCCAGCAAGCUUUCCUGAACCAGUAAGCCUGCCAGAGUUUCCAGAGCCGACUCUACCAGAGCGGCCGUCCUACAGCGAAGAGGCAGCGGUAGAUAUUUUCCCAAUUCUCGCCUCUGAAGAGACGGAUGCGGAGGUUGUUGAGAGCCGGUCCGUCCCAGAGGAAACUGAGCUUGUGGUCCAUUCAACAUCCAACCAUGAGACUCAAACGCAACCAAUUGAACCCCACCAGAACAGCUACUAUGAAACAUUUGAUAAUGUUUAUGAAGACGUUGAGAUCAAGAAGUUCCUUGCAAGCCAGAUGUCAACUAAACAAAAGAACAUACUAAAAAAUCCAUAUGUGGACAGCCAGUCAAAGAAGAGGGAGACGAGUCUUCACAAACGAACGCGGCAUCCAUGGCAACACACAAGCCCCAACACUGCCGAUCACAAAGAGCAGAAGAAGAGGGAGAAACACCGACUUGAAAAGGAGAGAAAGGAGCAAAAAGAGAGGGAGAAGAAAGAAAACGAAAUGAAAAAGAAGUUCAAAGUGACCGGGGAGGAGGAGCCAAUGUACCACGCCAAGGUCACGGUGGCCAGUAAAGUCCGCAAGAAUGACCUGCCCGUGAAGAACGGGGACACGGUCAGCAUCAUCCGGACCACCAACUGCCCCAAAGGCAAAUGGCUGGCCCGGGAUGCCAACCACAAGUACGGUUAUAUUUCAGUGAUGAAUGUUGAGUUGAACAUCAAGGACAUGCUGGAACUUGGCAAAAAGGCUCAAGCAGCUGGACGAGGAGCCUGUGCCGAGCCAGACACCAUCAGUAUUGGGAGCAGAUCCUCUAACCCUCCUCUUCUUACAAGCAGCUUCACAGAUGACAGCGAGGAGUGGGCCUGUGAGGAUGAAACUCUCUCCCCAUCCUAUGAAAGCCACAUUGCCCAGCAGACUGUUUCAGAGCAAGAAAUGUCUUGUGUUAAUGUGGAUGCCCAGCAAGCACUCGGUGACAGCAACCUGGAAGAACUGCACACGCAGAGCAGGAACGAGGCGCUGCAGAAACUAGCCCUCUUGAUUCAGCACAGCAGAGAUGACCUAGGUGACGGAGGGGCGGCCUCUGUCAGCUCUGACACGUCCAGCUUCUUGUGCGCAGUCGAGGAGCCGCCGUAUCCCGAACAGGAGAUCGACUUCACCGAGAUGGAGCUCCUUCCUCCUCCUCCUCUGUAUGCCGAUAGCCUCUGAUCCACACGGGCUGAAGGAGAGGCUCUGGGCCACAUUACACAUCCAGAUGGAGACUACCGUCAGGGGCGCAGUCUCACCAACAAACUGUUUCUUUGAUUUAACUUUUGCCAGGGGUUGUAAUCUCACCCACAGUUUUCACAAUGGUUUGAGCACUUUUUAAUUUUCCUUUUUUUAAAGGCACUAUAAAAUGAUGUCCCUACACAGCCGAUUGGUGCACUGGAGCGGGUGGAAAUAAACCAUCGUUUGUGGUUGCUUUGCGUUGCAAUAGUGUUGAUUGAUUUUUUUUUUUUUUUUUUAAUUGAAUAUUUUUUCCCCCCCUGUUCCCAUGUGGCAUAAAAUAAAUGAUGAUGACCCUUUUGAUUUGGACUGUUUGCAUUCCCAGACUAGAGUAGUCAUUUUGAAACUGUGCUCCAUGAUUUUCCCGUAU
Messenger RNA from Fundulus heteroclitus (mummichog), 3234 nucleotides. RefSeq lists its product as uncharacterized. Gene Ontology annotation, molecular function: protein binding. The record is from RefSeq and is a predicted model, not a curated record. Gene Ontology annotation, biological process: integrin-mediated signaling pathway; T cell receptor signaling pathway; protein localization to plasma membrane. Lineage: Eukaryota; Metazoa; Chordata; Actinopteri; Cyprinodontiformes; Fundulidae. Gene Ontology annotation, cellular component: plasma membrane.